UUCAAUGGGUCAGUCCGACCACGGUUUACUGGUUCAGUCCCAGUGCCUGCUGGCUGAGUCCCAGUGUGGGCUGUGCGACCAGGUGCUGGCAUGCCCAGUGUCCUCCCUCUCCUGUGGGCACAGGUUCUGCGAAGAGUGCAUCUCCCGCCACCCGAACCAGGCUGGAGCAGGGACGGGACGCGACUGCCCCGGGUGUGGGAGAGACGCCUUAAGGCAGGUGAUGAGGGCCCACAAGGCGAGUUUAAAGAGGAGGUUUGAGCGCAUCAGGGAAGGACACGCGUCUCCAGAGACUUGCACCCUUCUGGAGAGGGUCUUCACAGAGCUACACAUCACUGAGGGGGAGAGUGAAUCAAGAGUGAACAAAGAGCAUGAGGUCAGGCAACUGGAAGCUACUCUCAGAAUGGAAGCUACUUGCACAGGUGCUGCCGACACACCAAUUAACUGCAAUGACAUCUUCAAGCCACUAGAGGGCAGAGUUGGGCACAUCAAAACUGUAUUGACAAAGGGGAUCGCUGGGAUUGGUAAAACGGUGUCGGUACAGAAGUUCAUCUUGGACUGGGCGCAAGGGCUCUCCAACCAGGACUUGGACUUCUUGUUCGUGCUGCCUCUGAGGGAGCUCAAUCUGGUCAAAGAUGACCACAGCCUUCACCAUCUCCUGCUCAAGUUUCACCCAGAACUUAAAGGGUUAAGGGACCUGAUGCAGUAUGAAGCGUGUCAGCUUCUGUUCAUUUUUGAUGGUCUGGAUGAGAGUCAGCUAGAGCUGAACUUUGGAGACACCCACUUGGUGUCAGACAUAGAGCAGACAACUUCAGUGGCCGCUGUCAUCACAAGCCUUAUCCGGAGUAGCUUGUUGCCAAUGGCAUGCGUAUGGAUAACCUCACGACCUGCUGCCGCAGACCAGAUCCCUGCUGAGUAUGUUCAGCGGGUGACGGAGGUGCGGGGCUUCACCGACCCACAGAAAGAUGAGUACUUCCAGAAGAGGGUCGCUGAUCCAAACAAAGCCUCCCAGAUCCUGUCCCACUUGAGGUCAUCUAAGAGUCUCCACAUCAUGUGCCACAUCCCUGUAUUUUGUUGGAUCUCGGCCACUGUGCUUCAGAGGGUUCUGGAACACAGCGAUGCCGCGGCAAUCCCCAGAACCCUGACUGAAAUGUUCAUCCAUUUCCUGAUCAUUCAGACAAUCACAAGUGACAUGAAGUUCACAAAAGGUCAAGAUUCAGCGGGAGAACAGGGAAAGGUGCUGGAAUCCAACCGAGACAUCGUCCUAAAACUGUCAAAGUUGGCCUUCGAACACCUGGAGAAGGGCAGUCUGUUGUUCUACGAGGAGGACCUACGGAGCUGUGGCAUUGCAGUGCAAGACGCCGUAGUCUACUGCGGCAUGUGUACCGAGAUCUUCCGCCAGGAGUCUCUUUUCGGCCAGGCAAAGGUUUACAGCUUUGUACAUGUUACCAUUCAGGAGUUCCUGUCAGCCCUCUUCAUAUUCCAGUCCUACAUUGUGAAGGACAGAGAUGCACUCAGGUCGUUCCUCCCAGAGAACAGCCCCACCUCCAGCCAGACAAGAGGUCUUUUCAAGGGCAAGAGUGUGACACAGGCCUACGAUCCAGACCUGCAUGUCCUUAUGAAGGGAGCCAUCAACAGGUCUCUGGAGUGCAAGAAUGGCCACCUGGAUCUCUUCCUUCGCUUCCUACUGGGCAUUGCCCUUGAGACCAAUCAGAGGCUCCUCCAAGGUCUGCUUACCAAUCAGAGGCAACCCCAAGGUUUGCUGCCCAAUCACAGAGUUCUGGCCAUUGGCCAUAGGACCAAUCAGGGAGAGGGACAUAGCCGAGGUCUACUGCCUCGCAUUGAGAACUCCUCCAGGGCUAUCACCAAGACCAUCAGCUAUAUCAAAGACAUCAAUGAGGUAGACAUCUGUCCCGAGAGGUAUAUCAACCUGUUCCACUGUCUGCUGGAGAUGAACGAUCGCUCGGUCCAUGAGAAGAUCCAGCGGUACCUGCAGUCUGGGAGAGAGAAGCGCAAGGCGCUGCGGCCGUCUCAAUGUUCAGCACUGGCGUGUGUGCUGCUGAUGUCGGAGGAGACAAUGGAGCAGCUGGAGCCGAGGGCCUUCAACACCUCAGAAGAGGGCCGCAGGAGGCUCCUGCCUGCCAUCAGGUGCUGCAGGAGGGCCCUCCUGGCUGACUGUAACCUGUCGGAGCAGUCAAUGGAGGUGGUGCUGAGUGCAGUAGCUGUGGGCAGCUCGGCCCUGAGGGAGCUGGAUCUGAGCGGCAAUCCCCUGACGGAACCUUCUAUCCUACUGUUGGCUUCCCUUCUCAGCAGUGCCCCCUGCAGGCUGGACACUCUCAAGAUGUCAGGCUGUGGUCUAACGGAGUGUGGUUGCGAGUCUCUGGCCCCUGUGUUAAGCUCCGCCUCUUCCUGUCUGAGGGUCUUGGACCUCAGCAACAACCAGUUAUGUGAUGCAGGAGCCAUGCAGCUAUCCACACAGCUGCAGAGCCUUAACUGUCAACUGCAAAUACUCAGGUUGUCAUCCUGUCGUAUCUCGGAGGUGGGCAGUGCGUUACUGUGCUCCGUGGUGUCCCAGGACUCCAGGCUGAAGGAGCUGGACCUGAGGCACAAUGUGGUUGGGCAGCCAGCAGCCAACCUCCUCCUCUCAGCCCUACUGGACCCUCACUCCAGGCUAGAGGCCAUUGGGUAAGGACUGACAAGCAGGCAUAGAUGUAAACAGAUAGACAGGAAGGCAGGCAGACAGACAGACAGCCAACCUUCUCCUCUCAGCCCUGCUGGACCCUCACUCCAGGCUACAGGCUAGGGUAAGGACAGACAAGCAGACAAGCAGGCAUAGAUGUAAACAGAUAGACAGGAAGGCUUACAGACAGACAGAUGGCCAACCUUCUCCUCUCAGCCCUGCUGGCCCCUCACUCCAGGCUACAGGCUAGGGUAAGGACAGACAAGCAGACAAGCAGGCAUAGAGGUAAACAGAUA
Molecule: messenger RNA, 2973 nt
Organism: Engraulis encrasicolus (European anchovy)
Lineage: Eukaryota; Metazoa; Chordata; Actinopteri; Clupeiformes; Engraulidae
Product: NACHT, LRR and PYD domains-containing protein 12-like
Exons: 8
Coding region: 5-2686 (893 amino acids)
Biological process (GO): intracellular signal transduction
Molecular function (GO): protein binding; metal ion binding
Source: RefSeq, a predicted model, not a curated record